CUUACGUAACCAAUCCGAACUGCAACUUUUCUGUGUUGGUUUUCCUGUUGAGCAAAUAAAAAAAAUAACAUUGCUCAAGGUAAACUAACUUUUAGCAACCAGUGAGGCACGCAGAAGGGGCAGGGUAAGCAUGAGGUGGGUUAUAAUGUGGGCGCUGCUGGGGCUCAGCGUGGCCCAGCACGACCCCCACGUCCGACACGGCCGGACGGCGAUCGUGCACCUGUUCGAGUGGCGCUGGGCCGACAUCGCCGCCGAGUGCGAGCGCUUCUUGGGGCCCAAUGGCUUCGGGGGAGUUCAGAUUUCUCCUCCGAACGAACACAUUGUGCUGGACAAUCCCUGGAGGCCAUGGUGGGAACGAUACCAGCCAGUGGGCUACGAUCUGUGUUCCCGGUCUGGCACCGAGCAGGAGCUCCGAGACAUGGUCACCAGAUGCAACAACGUCGGGGUCAACAUCUACGUGGACGCAGUCAUCAACCACAUGUGCGGCUCCGCCGGUGGUGAGGGGACCCACUCUUCGUGCGGUACCUGGUUCAGUGCCAGCACAAAGAACUUCCCCAGUGUUCCCUACAGCAGCUGGGACUUUAACGACCAUAAAUGCAAAACUGGAAGCGGCGAGAUUGAGAACUACGGCGACGCAUCUCAGGUGCGUGACUGUCGCCUGGUGGGCCUCCUGGACCUGGCCCUGGAGAAGAACUAUGUCCGGGACAAGGUGGCCGAGUUCCUGAACAAGCUGAUCGACAUGGGUGUGGCCGGGUUCCGGGUGGACGCCUGCAAACACAUGUGGCCCGGCGACUUGGCCGCCAUCUACGGUCGUCUGAACAACCUCAGCAACAAGUGGUUCCUCGAUGGCUCCAGACCCUUCAUUUACCAGGAGGUCAUCGAUCUGGGAGGUGAAUCCAUCUCGUCUCAAGAGUACGUACACCUGGGACGGGUGACUGAAUUCAAAUACGGAGCCAAAUUAGGAACGGUCUUCCGAAAAUGGCAAGGAGAAAAGCUUCACUACACCAGAAACUGGGGCGAAGGCUGGGGUUUCAUGCCUGGCGGUAAUGCUGUCGUCUUCGUCGACAACCACGACAACCAACGAGGUCACGGCGCAGGCGGGGCAUCGAUACUUACCUUCUGGGACCCGAGGCUCUACAAAAUGGCCGUGGGCUACAUGUUGGCACACCCCUACGGAGUAACCAGGGUCAUGUCCAGUUUCCGCUGGGAUCGCCACAUUGUCAACGGAAAGGAUCAAAACGACUGGAAGGGACCACCGAGUCAUAGCGACGGAAGCACCAAGCCCGUUCCCAUCAACCCCGAUCAGACUUGCGGAGAUGGAUGGGUCUGCGAGCACAGGUGGCGUCAAAUCAAGAACAUGGUGAUUUUCCGCAACGUAGUCGACGGGCAGCCUCAUUCCAACUGGUGGGACAACCAGAGUAACCAGGUUGCAUUUGGACGCGGUAACCGAGGUUUCGUCGUCUUUAACAACGAUGACUGGAAUCUAGACAUGACUCUCAACACCGGCAUGCCGAGCGGCACCUACUGUGACGUCAUCUCCGGUCAAAAAGAAGGCAACAGAUGCACCGGGAAGCAGAUUCACGUCCGCAGUGACGGCUACGCCAAGUUCUGGAUCGGCAACCAGGACGAGGACCCCUUUGUAGCUAUUCAUGCCAAAUCCAAACUGUAAACACUUACUUUGAGCAAACAAGCAUUAACCAUUCACAAAUAUGACGUUUCCAUUAAAGGGGCUUCAUGGUGAAAGGUUGUCUUCUGCUCGGUCUUCUUGGGACUUGAAGUGGUUCGGGUCACUGCUUACGGGUGAUACAAAGUUAUCUGCGGGCUGCAGAUCGGUUUUUCAGCCUGGUGUGAAGUUGGUGGUCGGUGGUUUUGCUUGCGUGGAUUCUUUCUUCCCCCCACAGACCAAAAACUAUCCUAGGUUGCGGGAGUACUUGGAAGCUAUGAAUGAAUGAAUGACUGGUGUCCCUUUUCUCAAGCCUUCUCAUGAACUGCAGUACUGACAGAUGGGGAAGAUUGGAUAAUGCUAAAUAAUGCCAGAAUUUACUGUGGUGUAUCUCGUAAUAACCGCCCCCCCCCACCCAAAUCUUUCCACUUUUAUGUUCUCCUCUGUGGAUACCCAACAUCAGUUCCAGGAAGAAAAUGGUGCCUUUGCUUACUCCCACUAGAGGACGACCUUGUUGCCAAGCAACAGCGGCAAAUGAAAGACAUGUGCUCGGUCAAACGUGCGGCCUGGAGGACUCGGAGCUGCCCACUGGAUGUCCUUCCUACACAUCCCUCCGCCACUGAGGACUUCCUGUCAUCGCACGCAGUGUCACCAGUGCUGGCAUGGGGGCAAAGUGGAGACGCUCGGGACACCUGCUGACAACUUUUUGUCCACCUGUCCUUCGCAGUACCGCCCACCCACCCGGCGAGCUCUGGCCAGGACUUUAGACGGAUAACAUUUUUUAUUUAAAACAUUGCUUUUCCAGAACACUCCGCUCAUCUGAGUUGUCAUGGCAACAUGACCCGCAAGUGAGAUAAGACCAAGGACUUGCUUCCCUGGAAACAACAGUUCACAUCUAGGGAUUGAAAGUCGUGUAAGGAUGGUGAUGAUGGCAGAAGAGGGGAUGAUCUUUGUCUGGUACAUUUUU
Molecule: messenger RNA, 2630 nt
Organism: Nerophis ophidion (straightnose pipefish)
Lineage: Eukaryota; Metazoa; Chordata; Actinopteri; Syngnathiformes; Syngnathidae
Gene: amy2a
Product: amylase alpha 2A
Exons: 11
Coding region: 131-1669 (512 amino acids)
Biological process (GO): carbohydrate metabolic process
Molecular function (GO): alpha-amylase activity; cation binding
Source: RefSeq, a predicted model, not a curated record